Anopheles cruzii is the source of this 494-nucleotide messenger RNA. RefSeq names its product tubulin alpha-2 chain-like. Gene Ontology annotation, molecular function: GTP binding; structural constituent of cytoskeleton. The transcript has a single exon. Gene Ontology annotation, biological process: microtubule cytoskeleton organization; mitotic cell cycle. Gene Ontology annotation, cellular component: cytoplasm; microtubule. The annotation marks the transcript as partial. The record is from RefSeq and is a predicted model, not a curated record. Lineage: Eukaryota; Metazoa; Arthropoda; Insecta; Diptera; Culicidae.
AUGUUCCGUUCACAGCGUGAAGUAAUUUCGAUACAGGUCGGACAGGCCGGGUGCCAGAUUGGGAAUGCUUGCUGGCAGUUGCUCACUACGGAGCACGGAGUGCAGCCGGACGGGAUGAUGGAACCCAACACGAAAGUGGAGGAAAACAUGGCGACGUUCUUUCAAGACACCCAAACCGGACGCGUCGUUCCACGCAGCAUUUUUAUAGAUUUGGAGGAGUCCGUCAUCGAUGAUAUUCGCAAAGGACCCUGCAAACAGUUGUAUCAUCCGCAGUACAUGAUCACGGGAAAGGAGGAUGCGGCCAAUAACUUCGCCCGUGGACACUAUACCGUUGGCAAACAAAUCAUCGAGCAGGUCUCGGGCACAAUGCGCAAGCUAUCGGAACAGUGUGACGGACUGGAAGGAUUCCUUAUAUUCAACUCCUUUGGCGGUGGCACCGGCUCAGGAUUCACCUCGCUACUGCUCGACCAAAUAGCGACGAAUUACGGUAAAAA